Papaver somniferum (opium poppy) is the source of this 526-nucleotide messenger RNA. Its product is annotated as expansin-like A1. The record is from RefSeq and is a predicted model, not a curated record. The coding region runs from base 15 to 476 and encodes 153 amino acids. The transcript is spliced from 2 exons. NCBI's taxonomy places the organism in Eukaryota, Viridiplantae, Streptophyta, Magnoliopsida, Ranunculales, Papaveraceae.
GAGCUUAUAUUUCUAUGGCUGUUAAGGGUAAAGCCAAAGAACUCUUGGCACUCAAAACUGUCGAGGUUGAAUAUAUAAGGGUACCUUGUGAAUACAAGAGCCACAAUGUGUCCGUAAGAGUAGAUGAAAGUAGCAAGAAACCAGAUCGUUUAGUACUUACAUUCCUCUACCAAGGUGGUCAAACAGGAAUCUAUAUGGUCACAGUCUAUGCUCAAAAUAACUUUACUAGGAUCGAGAGAGAUAUGGACCGAAUAUAUGGAGCGGUCUGGGAAAUGAACAAGGUUCCCGAAGGAAGUCUCAGUUUUAGGUUGUUUGUAUACAACGGAUAUGAUCGAUCAUUCGUAUAUUCCAACAAAGAUUUGCCUGCUGAUUGGAAAGUUGGAGAGAUUUAUGAUUUGGGUGUUCAAAUGAAUGACCAAAUGGAUAAGCAAGAUGGCUGCACCCCUAAUUGUACCGAUGGUCAACUUGAUCAGUAGAGGCAAACGGUGAUGGCAAGUUAAGUUCCGGCUUUUCGAUGAGAUUGGGA